Acanthamoeba castellanii str. Neff is the source of this 699-nucleotide messenger RNA. RefSeq names its product WD repeatcontaining protein. Lineage: Eukaryota; Discosea; Longamoebia; Acanthamoebidae. Gene Ontology annotation, molecular function: protein binding. The record is from RefSeq and is a predicted model, not a curated record. The transcript has 5 exons. The coding region runs from base 1 to 699 and encodes 232 amino acids.
AUGGGCUCGUUCGAUCAGAAGUGCGUGCGCGUGCUCGAUUUUCAGACCCGACGGUCGUUGCAAGAGCUGGUGGGCCACACCGGGGGCGUGAUGUCCCUCAAAUUCGACCGCAACAUCCUGCUCUCGGCCUCGCGCGAUCGCACAGUCAAGAUGUGGGACAUGACGACCGGCGCCAACGCGGCCACGUUCACCGAGCACGUGGCGUCGGUGUGGUGUCUGGACUGGGACGGCGGGUUCAACUGCGUGUCGGGAUCCGAGGACAGGCUGGUCAAGCUGUGGGACCUCAAGUCGGGCAAGUGCAUCCACACCUACACGGGCCACACGAAGGGCAUCGGAUCCAUCACCUUCGAUUCGCGAUACGUGGCCUCCGGGUCGCGAGACAAGACGAUUCGAUUGUGGGACCAGAGGAUGCGACGGUGCCUGCACACGUACAAGGGCCACACCAACUCCGUGCGCUGCCUCAGCUUUGACGAACGAAAGCUCGUGUCCGGGUCGUGGGACAACACAAUCAAGAUAUGGGACUUGGUGACGGGCGAGCAGACCAAGAACCUGAAGGGCCACACCGAUCGCGUACUCACGCUACAGUUCGAUGACUACAAAAUAGGUCACAACUAUCCUCUCGCACACAUUCAAUUCGACGAAAGCAAGAUUAUCAGCGGGUCGCGGGACCUUACGGUGCGGGUCUGGGACUUCUCCUGA